ACGUUCGUAAAGUCCGGAGAAGAGAAUCGAAACAGAAACAGAUCCUGCAACUUCUGUGACCUGUGGGUGGAACACAGCGCUUAAAGCUCCCUGCGCGGGCGACCAGAGCGCAUCAGUCGCAGAGCGAGAGUGGUCCGGAGUCUACACCCACCCGCUGCAGCGCAUUCCUGGCCCACUUGCCACCUGCCAGGAACCACCGAUCAAUCCACCUGAAGCCACCAGUACCUGCAGCGACCAGGCAGCAUCGAAGGGGACCCACACCCACCUGUGGAUCGUCCGCCCUCCCGCCCGCCGGGGAGACUCCUCUCCCUUUCCGUGAGAACCAAGGAUGUCGAACGUCUGUUCGACAGAGGACAGCUUCCGCUAUCUCAUCUUAAUCUUCAGGACCAGGUUGAAAAGGUCCUUUCAGGUGGAGCCGGUGUUGGACUACCUGACCUUUCUGACCGCAGAAACCAAAGAGCAGAUUCUGAAGCAGGCCACCACCGGUGGGAACACCAGCGCUGCGGAAAUGCUGCUGAGCACCUUGGAGAAGGGGAAGUGGCCGCUGGGCUGGACGCAGACGUUCGUGGAGGCCCUGGAGCGCAGUGGCAGCUCCCUAGCCGCCCGCUAUGUCAGACCCAACGAUCUGCCCUCUCCCUCCUAUGAGACUGCCCAUGACGAAUGUCUCCAGCUGCUGAACCUCCUUCAGCCUACUCUGGUGGACAAGCUCCUGAUUAACGAUGUCUUGGAUACUUGCGUGGAGAUGGGGCUGUUGACAGUUGAGGACCGAAAUCGGAUUUCUGCUGCGGGGAACGCUGGGAAAGAGUCGGGCGUGCGGGAACUGCUGAGAAGGAUCGUGCACAAGGAGAACUGGUUUUCCACUUUCCUGACGGUUCUUCGCCGAACUGGGAAUGAGGCUCUCUGCCAAGAGCUAACAGGUGCCGGCGGGUCCGAAGACCUUUCAGAGUUGGAGAGUUCGUCUCCUGAAGAUGGGCCCGAAGCGAAAGAGUCUGUUCUGAAGGCUCUAGAUGAGUCAAGUCUGGAGACAGAACCCUGGGACACGGAGAAUUCUUCACCGGAGGUCUCCUUUGCAGACUCUUCCAUGAAGGCAGAAUCAGACACAAGUUUGGCAGAAGGAAGUGUCAGCUGCUUAGAUGAAAGUCUUGGACAUAACAGCAACAUGGGCAGUGAUUCAGGCAUCAUGGGAAGAGAUUCAGAUGAAAGAGUGGGGGCACAAAGAGCUUCCCCUGAGCCUGAACUGCAGCUCAGGCCUUACCAAAUGGAGGUGGCCCAACCAGCCUUGGAGGGGAAGAAUCUUAUAAUCUGCCUUCCCACGGGGAGCGGGAAAACCAGAGUGGCUGUUUACAUCACUAAGGAUCACUUGGACAAGAAGAAGCAGGCAUCGGAGCCUGGGAAGGUGAUAGUCCUUGUCAAUAAGGUAAUGUUAGCUGAGCAGCUUUUCCGCAAAGAGUUCAACCCAUUUUUGAAGAAAUGGUAUCGCAUUAUUGGUUUGAGUGGUGAUACCCAGCUGAAGAUAUCGUUUCCAGAGGUUGUCAAGUCUUAUGAUGUCAUCAUCAGCACAGCUCAGAUCCUGGAGAAUUCCCUCUUAAAUCUGGAGCGUGGAGAGGAUGAUGGUGUGCAGCUGUCAGAUUUCUCCCUCAUUAUCAUUGACGAAUGCCAUCAUACCAACAAGGAGGCGGUGUACAACAACAUCAUGAGGCGGUAUUUGAAGCAGAAGUUGAAAAACAAUGGCCUCAAGAAACAAAACAAGCCAGUAACUCCCCUGCCACAGAUCCUAGGACUGACAGCUUCACCAGGUGUUGGAGGAGCCAAAAAGCAAGCCGAGGCUGAAAAACAUAUUUUAAAUAUAUGUGCCAAUCUUGAUGCCUUUACCAUUAAAACAGUGAAAGAGAAUCUUGAUCAACUUAAACACCAAAUAAAGGAACCAUGCAAGAAGUUUGUGAUUGCUGAUGACACCAGAGAAAAUCCAUUUAAAGAGAAACUUAUAGAAAUUAUGACCAGCAUCCAAACUUACUGCCAAAUGAAUCCAAUGUCAGAUUUUGGAACCCAGCCUUAUGAGCAAUGGGCCAUUCGUAUGGAAAAUAAAGCUGCCAAAGAUGGAAACCGCAAAGACCGUGUCUGCGCAGAGCACUUGAGGAAGUACAACGAAGCCCUACAAAUCAAUGACACUAUCCGGAUGAUUGACGCAUACAGUCACCUGGAGACUUUCUACAGCGACGAGAAAGAAAAGAAGCUUGCGGCCCUAGAGGACGACGAUGAUGAGAGCGGAGAUGAUGCCAGCAGCAAUGACGAUGUAAAGAAACCUCUGAAGCUGGACGAAACAGAUAAAUUUCUCAUGAAUUUAUUCUUUGAUAACAAGAAAAUGCUGAAAAAACUUGCUGAAAACCCAAAAUAUGAAAAUGAAAAACUCAUUAAAUUAAGAAACACUAUAUUGGAGCAAUUUACAAAGUCUGAGGAAUCAUCUCGAGGAAUUAUUUUCACAAAAACGCGGCAGAGCACCUAUGCCCUUUCCCAGUGGAUUAAGGAAAAUGAAAAGCUCGCAGAAGUCGGCGUCAAAGCGCAUCAUCUCAUCGGAGCAGGACACAGCAGUGAAGUCAAGCCCAUGACGCAGAAUGAACAAAAAGAAGUCAUUAGUAAAUUUCGCACUGGAAAAAUAAAUCUGCUUAUCGCUACCACAGUGGCAGAGGAAGGCCUGGAUAUCAAAGAAUGCAAUAUUGUUAUUCGCUAUGGCCUCGUCACUAAUGAAAUAGCCAUGGUCCAGGCCCGCGGUCGAGCCAGAGCCGACGAAAGCACUUAUGUCCUGGUCACCAGCAGUGGCUCGGGAGUUACUGAACGUGAGAUUGUUAAUGAUUUCCGAGAGAAGAUGAUGUAUAAAGCUAUAAACCGUGUUCAGAAUAUGAAACCAGAGGAGUAUGCACAUGAGAUUUUGAAGUUACAGGUACAAAGUAUCUUGGAAAAGAAAAUGAAAAUCAAAAGAAGUAUUGCAAAGCAUUACAAUAACAACCCAUCAUUAAUAACUCUACUCUGCAAAAAUUGUAGUAUGCUCGUCUGCUCGGGAGAAGACAUCCACGUGAUUGAGAAGAUGCAUCAUGUCAACAUGACACCGGAAUUCAAAAGACUCUACAUUGUAAGAGAAAACAAAGCACUGCAAAAGAAGUUUGCAGAUUAUCAAACAAAUGGAGAGAUUAUCUGCAAAUGUGGCCAGGCUUGGGGAACCAUGAUGGUGCACAAAGGUUUAGAUUUGCCUUGUCUCAAAAUAAGGAAUUUUGUAGUGGAUUUCAAAAAUGACUCGUCAAAGAAACAAUAUAAGAAGUGGGUGGAAUUGCCUAUCAGAUUUCCUGCUCUUGAUUGCUCAGAAUAUUGCAUGUAUAGUGAUGAAGACUAGCUCUUGAUUCAUGAUUAGUUUACAAGGUUGCCAACUCGAACUUUAGUAUGAUUUUGAUUGAUGUUGUCAUUACACCACUGAGCUAAUACAAGAAUAUAUAAAUGAUCAUUUUUGUUUGGUUUUAACUUGUGUAAAGAAAGAACACAAUGCAUACCCCUUACUGGUUAUAAAUGUAAUUGUUAAUCUAAAUUGUCAGUUUGAUGAGCUCUGGCAUCACCUGGGAGAUGGGCUUCUGGGGUUGCCUUUAAGGGAUUGUUUUAACUUGAUUAAGGUAGGAAGAACUGACCACUGCGAAUGGUCCCAUUCUCCGGGCUUGUGUCCUGGACUGUAUAAAACUGAGAAAACUAACUGAACCUGCAUUUUCACUCAUAAUUCUGCUUCUUGACUGUGGAAUGCAAUAUGACAAGCUACCCCCAAGCUCCUGCUGCUGCUGUGACAUCCCCACAGGAAUGGAUUAUGACCUUAAACUGGGCGCUACAAGAAAUCCUUCCUGCCCACAUUGCAUUGGUCAGGGCAUGUUAUCACAACAAUGGAAAAAAAGUAACUAAGACAAUAGGGAUGAAGAAAAUCUGCCAAUAAUACUCAUUAGUGUAGAGUGUUACCGUUUUGUAGAAAAUACCGGAGUAUGAGUGAGAAGAAUCCCAGAUACCAAUCUCAGCCAGUUCUGUCACGGAUCAAUGUGGAAUAUGAUUUUAUCUGGGCAAAGAUGUAUUACAUUCGUUUAUUCUGUGGAAUAUUAUUUUAACUGUGUAAAGAUGUGUCACUUUUGUUUAUGCUGCAUUUGUUUAAUUAUGUAAAGAUGUGUCACAUUUUGUGUUUUGUGAUUUUAAAUAUACCCAUUUAUUAAAACA
Messenger RNA from Alexandromys fortis (reed vole), 4236 nucleotides. RefSeq names its product interferon induced with helicase C domain 1 (gene Ifih1). Gene Ontology annotation, biological process: antiviral innate immune response; MDA-5 signaling pathway. NCBI's taxonomy places the organism in Eukaryota, Metazoa, Chordata, Mammalia, Rodentia, Cricetidae. Bases 329 to 3385 code for a protein of 1018 amino acids. The transcript is spliced from 16 exons. The record is from RefSeq and is a predicted model, not a curated record. Gene Ontology annotation, cellular component: cytoplasm. Gene Ontology annotation, molecular function: ATP binding; DNA binding; hydrolase activity.